GCUGCUGUUUGAAACAAGGUUGAAAAGUUAAAGUGACAUAAAGAAGGUAAAGAAGUAAGGAUGGCAGUUUGGGACAAACAGAUUCCCUGGAUCUUUAUGCUGCUUCUGGCUGGUGCUGCUGCUGUAGCUGUAAACUAUCCAGAACCUGUUUGUGCUGUAAGAGGAUCGACUGUCGUCCUCCCCUGCACCUUCACACCACGGAGCUCUUUCACUCAGGAUGGGAGACAAGUUCCUCUGAAGGUCAUCAGAGUCCUCUGGUGUGUCAACCAUGAAAUUUGUGAUGACAUCACCUCGUCUGUGUAUGAUAGUGCAUCACCGACAGCAAACCCUCGUUACAAAUACCUGGGAGACAUGACUGGAAACUGCACUUUACAGAUCAGUAAUAUUCAGAUGAAUGACAGCGCAACCUUCCGCUUCAGGAUGGAGGCUGACGACAGAGCAGGACAUUAUAUUGACCAGUCAGGAGUGAACGUCACAGUUACUGAUUUUGUUAAAAUGAGAAUCCAGAGCUCCAGAGCUGCUGGAGAGCUGAGCCGGUUUCAACAAGUCACACUGAACUGCAGCACAUCAAUCUGCAACAUCCACCAGCUGGAGGUCACCUGGUUUAAAGAUGGAAACGCCCUCCCAAAGUCUGGCCCCACCCUCCAGCUCGGCCCGCUGACCGCAAAGGAUUCUGGGAAUUACACCUGUGCUCUGAAAACCGGUCAGAGAUCAACCUCCCUGCCGUUCACUGUGCGUGUGGAGGAGGAAGAUGAAGGCCUGAAUCAUGACAAACUACUGCUGAUAGUUCGUGUGGUCCUGUUCACGCUGCUCACUUUGCUCAUCGUCAUAGUGACAGCUGUCAUCAUCAAAAGAUACUCUAAUCUCACUUCCAUGUCCAUGGUGAAGGCUCGUGGAGAGAUGGUGCAACUGGCCAUAAUGCCCUGCUCUAGACGAUGCCACGCUGUGGUGAAGUCUGCUGUUAUAAAGCAUAGCUGCACAUCCUGGAAGUAG
Scomber japonicus (chub mackerel) is the source of this 993-nucleotide messenger RNA. Its product is annotated as B-cell receptor CD22-like. Bases 61 to 993 code for a protein of 310 amino acids. Lineage: Eukaryota; Metazoa; Chordata; Actinopteri; Scombriformes; Scombridae. The record is from RefSeq and is a predicted model, not a curated record. The transcript is spliced from 5 exons.